AUGUCAAUGUCAACGUCAAACUCAACCAUGGAUCAUGAGAAACCCGAAGUAGUCUCUCCAAGGGUCUUCGAGUACCUCAGUGAGGCCACCCGCUCGCCAGUUAGUCCUGAUAUCGAGUAUCCUCGAACUCCGUCCAUCGACGAACCAGGCAAUGUUGAUGAACGGAGAGACCCCAAGGGAGAGAGCGUAUGGAGAGUACUAAAGGAGAGACACAUUAACAUGAUAGCAUUUUCUGGAACGAUUGGAAAUGGUCUAUUUCUUGGCUGUGGAACUUCCCUUGCGGUCGCUGGGGCUGGUGGCUCCGUGCUUUCGUACAUUCUGAUGGGCACCGUCAUAUCCUCGAUCAUCUCAUCUCUUUGUGAGAUGACGGCUUUGAUGCCAGUCAAUGCACCAGUUAUGGAGUUUCCAAGACGGUUUCUUGAUCGCGGGGUAGGUUUCGCCGUCGGAUGGAUGUAUUGGUUUGCAUACGCUGUGCUUGCUGCAGAUGAGCUCGUUGCUGUUUCAAAUACGAUAAAAUUCCGGUACGACGACGGGAGGACGUUCCUUAACUGGUCCACUGGGAACAACGUCGAUAAUGCUGUUUGGAUUUCACUCUUUCUGGUGAUUGUGAUAGUGAUCAACAUGUUUCCAGUCAGGGUCUUUGGCGAGCUUGAAUAUGUUUUCGGCUGUAUUAAAAUCACUUUCAUUGUGAUGCUCAUUACUCUGAUGCUCAUCCUGGGUAUCAUGAAGCCUCGAGCGGAUGCAUACUACACACAAACAAUCGGGUCGAGAUAUUGGGACUCGCCUUAUUCAUUCUUCAACCCUACCUACCAUGUGAAGGACGAGGACGGGAACCUCCAGCGAGACAUACAAGGCGCCAUCGGUACAUUCCUUGCAAUGUGGACGACAAUCGUUCACGCAAUCUUCGCAUAUGUCGGCAUGGAUAUCAUUGCUUCUACUGCUGCAGAGAGUAAAUCUUUGGCAGAUGCCGAGAGUAUGAAGAUGGGAGCUCGAAAGAUCAACCUCCGAAUCAUCACGCUCUAUGCACUUGCAAUGCUAAUGGUAUCCUUCGUGGUUCCAAGAGAUCAUCCAUUCAUCAACGGGAAAGCCCAAUCUGUUGGAGCUAAGUCACCAUUCAUCAUCGCUGUUGUGGAAGCAGGAAUCCCAGCCGCAGCCCACUUCUUCAACGCUGUCUUCGUAUUCUCGUCAUUUACAUGCGCUAUUAAUUCUAUGUAUGUGGCAUCUAGAGUCCUGCACACUCUAGCAUUACAAGACCAGACCGGACCCGAAUUCAUUACUAGGAGGCUCCGAGCAUGCAGAUCUGGUGUUCCAAUCCGGGCUGUCUUAGUGACGGCAGGAAUGAUGCUGAUUGGAUAUAUGGGGCGUACUGGAAAUCCUGGAGAGAGAUUGAGUGAACUCGCAUCCAACUGCACAGUUACAUUUUUGAUCGUGUAUGCCACUGUGUGCGGCACUUAUCUGAGUUUCUUCAAAACACUCGAAGAUGUCAAAUUAUAUGGCAAUACUUCUGAAGCCCAAGCUGCCAUGUACGAUCGCGACCAUCCCAGAUAUCCGUACAAAUCGCACGGCCAAUGGCUUAAAGCAGCAUACGGAAUGGCCGCAUGUACCAUUCUUCUCAUCUUCAAUGGUAUUGCCGCAUUCUUAGAUCAUCCCUUUGAUACACGCAGAUUCAUCGCCUCAUACAUCGGAAUCCCCGUAUUCCUCCUACUUAUUCUAGGCUACAAGAUCAAACGUCAUGGACUCCACUUCAGUCAAUGGGGGCCAGAACGCUCCAAUGACCUGCGCAAUACAAUCCAAGCCUCCAGCGAGAAGCGAAAGGGGAAAUUGGAGUUUACUGAUAAUGGAUUCACGAAAGAUAAUGGACGCACAUUCGUCAAUUGGAUUUGGGUGUGGCUGAAGUAA
This is a messenger RNA of Cadophora gregata, 1899 nucleotides long. RefSeq lists its product as uncharacterized. The record is from RefSeq and is a predicted model, not a curated record. The transcript has 9 exons. Gene Ontology annotation, biological process: amino acid transmembrane transport. The coding region runs from base 1 to 1899 and encodes 632 amino acids. Gene Ontology annotation, molecular function: amino acid transmembrane transporter activity. Gene Ontology annotation, cellular component: membrane. Lineage: Eukaryota; Fungi; Ascomycota; Leotiomycetes; Helotiales; Ploettnerulaceae.